Lemur catta (Ring-tailed lemur) is the source of this 960-nucleotide messenger RNA. RefSeq names its product taste 2 receptor member 14 (gene TAS2R14). Gene Ontology annotation, molecular function: G protein-coupled receptor activity; bitter taste receptor activity. Lineage: Eukaryota; Metazoa; Chordata; Mammalia; Primates; Lemuridae. The transcript has a single exon. Bases 1 to 960 code for a protein of 319 amino acids. The record is from RefSeq and is a predicted model, not a curated record. Gene Ontology annotation, biological process: sensory perception of taste; detection of chemical stimulus involved in sensory perception of bitter taste; G protein-coupled receptor signaling pathway. Gene Ontology annotation, cellular component: membrane.
AUGGGCAGGGUCAUAAAUAACACAUUUGCAUUCAUUUUCAUUGUGGAAUUCAUAAUUGGAAAUUUGGGAAAUGGAUUCAUAGCACUGGUGAACUGUGUUGACUGGGUGAAAAGAAGAAAGGUCUCUUUGGCUGAUCGAAUCCUCACUGCUUUGGCAAUCUCCAGAACUGCUCUGCUCUGGUUAAUAUUCUUAAGUUGGUACGUAUCUAUGUUUAAUCCAGCUUUAUUUAUGUCUGAAAAAUUCUCUAGAACACUUACUGUCACCUGGACAGUGGCCAAUCAUUUUAGCGUCUGGUUUGCUACAAGCCUCAGCAUGUUUCAUUUUCUCAAGAUAGCCAAUUUUUCCAACUCGAUUUUUCUCUACCUAAAGUGGAGAGUUAAAAAGGUGGUUUCAGUGAUACUUCUGGUGACGUUGGUCCUCUUGUUUUUUAAUAUUGCACUGAUAAACAUCCAUGUUAAUACCUGGAUUAAUGGAUUUGAAAGAAACAGGACUUGCAUUUCCAUUUCAAGUAACUUUGUACAAUUUUCCAGUCUUCUUUUAUUCACCAACACUACGUUCACUCUCGUACCCUUUACUUUGUCCCUGACAACUUUUAUCCUGCUAAUCUCUUCCCUGUGGAAACAUGUUAAGAAGAUGCAGCAUGGUGCCAAAGGAUCUGCAGAUGCCAGCACCACAGUCCACAUAAGAGCCAUGCAAGCCGUGAUCGCCUUCCUCCUACUAUAUGCCGUUUUCUUUCUGUCUUAUUUAAUACCAGUUUGGAGCUCUGACUUGGUGGAGAAAAGUCUGAUCAUCACGUUUUGCCAGCCUUUUGGAAUUGCUUAUCCUUUAGGCCACUCAUGUGUCCUGAUUCUGCACAACAGUAAGCUGAGACAGGCCUCUGUUUCGGUGCUGCGGUGGCUGAGGUGCAGGUUCAAAGAUGGGGAGCCCUCAGGCCAUACACCAUUUAGGGAAUCCUCUUGA